Molecule: messenger RNA, 2697 nt
Organism: Scophthalmus maximus (turbot)
Lineage: Eukaryota; Metazoa; Chordata; Actinopteri; Pleuronectiformes; Scophthalmidae
Product: kelch-like protein 10
Exons: 5
Coding region: 146-1903 (585 amino acids)
Molecular function (GO): protein binding
Source: RefSeq, a predicted model, not a curated record
GUGACAUCAAAGGAUAAUUGUCAGUUCUAGAAUCCUACAGUGACAUCUUGUUGCCUAUGUCUGUUCACAUUUCUCUAUUCACUGACCAAACCUGCUUAGAAGAAAAUGCACGAACCAGAGGCUCCUGGUGUUUUCCAAGAUCAAGAUGAGUGAACAGCGAAUGUCUCCAAGAAAGUCGGGCUCAGUCUUCAAUGAGCUUCGCUUGGAGGGCAAAUUCUGUGACGCUGUCAUCCAAGUUCAGGAUGUUGAGUUUCCAAUCCACAGGAUCAUCCUCUGUGACUGCAGCUCCUACUUCCAAGCUCUCUUCGAACGCUGGAUGACCACAGGCAAGAAGGUUUUUAACAUACCGGGCCCGUCUCCUGACAUCAUGCAGCUCAUCAUUGAGUUUGCAUACACAGGCUCUGUUAAUGUGACAGAGGACAACGUACAUGACUUAGUGCUUGUUGCCAAUAUGCUUAAUGUAAUGGACCUCAUACAAGCCUGCUCCGAAUUCCUCUGUGAGCGGAUCUGCCAAGAAAACUGCAUUGGCAUCUGGCAGUUAACCAAAGUUUGCAGCAGCACUGAGAUGCAGUACAAGGCCUAUCGCUAUAUCACCUAUCACUUUGAGGAGGUCUUUCUUUGUGAAGAGUUCCUGGAGCUCUCUUUGCAGGAGCUCAACGAAAUCCUUGGUAGAGAUGAUCUCAACGUGAGGACAGAGAGUAUUGUGUAUGAGGCCAUCCUUCGCUGGAUUGCUCACAUACCUGAAGAGCGAAAGGAACACAUCUCUGUGCUUUUGUUUAAGGUCCGGCUUGCACCAACAACCUUAAAGGGCGUUGUGAUCAAUGUGUUGAACAAUCAGGGGGUGUGGAAAAACUCUGAGUGCAAGCAAAUAGGCCAAGAUGCCCUCCAAACCAUAUUGCUCAGGGAUACCAAAAUACGGACGUCCGGUCCCUGUAACCCUUGUACCCGUCCUCGUCUGCCUAAUGCCAUCAUGCUUGUCAGUGGAGGCUCGAGUGACAGUGGUGGAAUUGAGGCAUACGAUCCCCGCUCUGAUGUCUGGGUCAAACUUUCAAAAGAGCUAAAACAUCAUCUGACUGUUCACGGCACUGCCUUCCUCGAUGGGUACUUCUACUGUAUUGGUGGCUUUGACGGAGUGCAGCAUUUGAGCAGCGUCAACAAGUUGGACAUGAGCACACACACCUGGCAUGAGGUGGCACCCAUGCACAAUUGCCGCAGCUAUGUGAGUGUAACAGUGCUGAACGGACUCAUCUAUGCCUUGGGAGGCUUUGACGGUCAUUCUCACUUCAGCAGUGCAGAGUGCUACAAACCAGAAACAAACCAGUGGACACGUAUUGCAAGCAUGCACGAGCAGAGGUGCAAGUCCAACUGCACAACACUCCAUGGCAAGAUUUACAUUUGCGGUGGUUACAACUGGUUUGAUUGCCUGCAGUCAGCUGAAUGUUACAAUCCAGAGACCAAUCAGUGGACAAUGAUCGCCCCCAUGAUCAGCAGGCGCAGUGGACUUGGAGUUGUUGCUUUUCAAGACCAAAUCUAUGCAGUUGGUGGUUUUAAUGGCGAAGAAAAUCAUAGUGCUGAGUCCUAUGACCCCUGGACCGACUCCUGGCAGGAAGUGUGCCCCAUGUUGAGCCCCCGCACAGAUUUUGGCCUCGAAGUGAUCGAAGACCGGAUCAUUGCCGUUGGUGGCUUCACAGGCUUUUACAACAUUAAUGAGGCUGAAGCCUAUUGCUCUGCAACAGAUUCGUGGACUCAGUGUCCUGGUAUGACCUUCUCGCGCAGUGGCCUGAGCAGCUGUGUUGUGUACGGAAUCCCCAAUAUGAUCGAUUAUACUCUCUGCCGCUUUCACACCUGUGAUUGUCCCAACAAAUCGUCCAACUCAUACAACGAACUCUGUCGUAUGUGGUAAAAACAACCAACAUCAACCUUUUCCUUAAAUGGCGCCUCUACCGUUGAUGGGCGCUACGCCACAAAUACUUCUUCCGCCUCAGAACAUUGUGGGCUUUAAACGCAUGGUUGAAGAGCUUGUAAAGGUAAGGGUGAUGGUUUGGGUUAGUGACAUGGCAGGUAAACCAGCAAGAUUACUUCAAAGAAUAUAAGGAAAUCAAUUUUCAUAAAAAAAUGACAAACUUACCAUGGUCCACCGCUGACCUCUAGCUGCACUGUACACAACUACUGCUAGAGGUCUGUUGUCUUUAAAACAAGCACAUACUUCGUCAUAUGCUGCUUCAAAAACAGCAUAAUUCGGGGUAUGAGUUGGAGGACAGGCUUGAUUGUCCAGCUGACACUGUUGACUGUUCUGAGAUCAGGUAUCUUGUGCACAUUAUUAAAUAUAUGCACAGUCUGGAAAUUCUUGGUGGUAUUCCAUGAGAAACUACUUGCAUGAGAAAAUUAUUUCAACAGUCUUUUCUUCCUAAGUGUUUAGAAGCAACAGCAGCAGGUUAACAAGCACAUGACAAUGAUUUAUCAUCCUUUUGUAAGAUUUGCAGUAAGUUUGAGAGGUGUGAAACACAAUAUUGUUAAACAAGUAGAUAUAGUACAUUGGUUGUGUGCAUAGCGACAAUGAGAGAGAAUGGGUGUGAGACGGUGAGACUGGUGAUUGGAGCAGAGAGUUAGAAGUUACAGUACUUGCAGUGAGAUGUAUGUGCGGUUCAGGCUGUUUGUCAAUAAAUAAAUGCUACAAGUCUUGAAGACCCAAGGCAA